This is a messenger RNA of Boleophthalmus pectinirostris (great blue-spotted mudskipper), 1469 nucleotides long. Its product is annotated as activating transcription factor 7-interacting protein 2-like. Lineage: Eukaryota; Metazoa; Chordata; Actinopteri; Gobiiformes; Gobiidae. The record is from RefSeq and is a predicted model, not a curated record. Gene Ontology annotation, molecular function: transcription coregulator activity; protein binding. Gene Ontology annotation, biological process: regulation of DNA-templated transcription. The transcript has 10 exons. Gene Ontology annotation, cellular component: transcription regulator complex; nucleus. Bases 191 to 1309 code for a protein of 372 amino acids.
UUUAACGUCAAGUCUUUGCUUCACAUUUAUUCCGGAAGCUAAACUUGAUGGAGGUAGCGUCUUAAAACUAAACCGUCGGCGCGUGGCAGCGUUGAGUUUGUUCCUCUAUCCACAUCUUAUAUACAAUGGUGGUGAGGUUUCGUGUUGGUUUGGGCUCAGUUUUAUAUCUCAGCUGGUUUGUGCUUCUUGCAUGAUGUUCACAAUGAAAGACGUCAAAUCUGCCAGAUCUGCUCCUUACUCCAGCACACAGAAAGUCCGAGUCUCCAAACGAGAGCUGAAGAGACUGAUAGAGCAGGAGGUUGCCAGUGCCAUUAAAAAGAAGGAGAGCAGUCUGGAUGCCCUAAUAGAAAAUAUUCAGCAACAACUGGAUCAGGGGAUAAACUAUGAGGCCUCACUCAAAACUCUGCAGACCCAGAUGAUGACAGUAGUUGACAGGGCAGAGCAAGCUCUGGCACAUAUGUCACAGAAUCCAACACCUCCUCUUGGUAAUACCAACAGAGGCCAGUCUCAUUUGGGCAGUACUGAGACAGUGUCACUAGAACAUUCCAGUGUCUCAGAGUUCAUGGAAAGGACUAAGAAAGAAUUUGAGCGCCUCCAUGAAGAAAAUGCAGCUUUGAAAGCAGCCUUUGAAGAUGUGCAACACAAGCAGGUGACGACUUCUUUUAACACUAACAUUUCUCCAAAGAGGGUGAUUAAGAGAUUAGCCACGUUUUUGCAAAAUAAAAAAGACCAACCAAAGCUUCCAGAAGAUUCUCCAUCCCCAUCCCCAGCACCAGGACCAGCACCAGGACCAGCACCAGGACCAGCACCAGGACCAGCACCAGUGCCAAUGAAGAGACCCAAGGAGGAACGCUGCUCUCCUGAAGUGGACUGGAAUCCCAAGAGAAUCAAGUCAGAGCCGGAGAAGGUGCCAUACCCUCCUUUACCCGUGCUCCCCUUCCCCUCCUCCUUACCUCAAGAGGCCUUUAAAUACAACAUCCCUCCCAAACUAAAGCUGGAUUUAGCCCUGAUCAAAAACCCCUCCCCUCAGCUGUCUCUGAUCUGGAGCCUGGAGGAGGACGUGCCCAAUGCCCCGCCCAUGGACACCUACAGCAUAUAUCUGACCACAGAAGUAGCCAUUGGGUGUAACCUGUUCGGGGGGUGGCAGAAGGUCGGAGAGCACGCAGCAGCGCCUCUCCCCAUGUUCUCCCUGUACACCAAAUACAAACCCGGGUACAAGAUCUGCGUGUCUGUGGUCGGGAAAGACAAGUUUGGACGCUACGGACCCUACAGCAAAGUCACCUGUGCAUAUAUAUCUGCUAAAUUAUGAUCCAAAACUGUUUUAAUUUUGUAUUAUAUGUAUUUUUGUUUUAUAUGAAAGUAUUGCCUUUUUUAUUUAUAUGGAGGUUUUGUUCUGUAAUAUAUGAUGGAUACUUGGAAAGAAAAAGAAUAUUUGAAUUCAAGUAUGAAGCUCUUUAGUUAUGUUUUAA